Molecule: messenger RNA, 2241 nt
Organism: Daucus carota subsp. sativus
Lineage: Eukaryota; Viridiplantae; Streptophyta; Magnoliopsida; Apiales; Apiaceae
Product: zinc finger protein ENHYDROUS
Exons: 4
Coding region: 278-1903 (541 amino acids)
Cellular component (GO): nucleus
Molecular function (GO): DNA-binding transcription factor activity
Source: RefSeq, a predicted model, not a curated record
ACCGCCGCUUUUAUUGUAUCCUACACCAUUCCUAUCAUCUUUUUAUAUACAUACAUGUAAUGUUACUGGAAUACACUUGGUUGGUAUAUAUAAAUAAAUAAACCCCAUUUUCUUCUUCAUCUUCUUCUUCUUCUUCCUUGAAAAUGAGGUCACAAUUUCCUAUGAAUAUACUAUUGUCCCUUUUUAUGUCACCACAAUCAUAACCCCCAGAUCUUCUUCUUCUCCUCUAUUCCUAUCCAUCCAAACUCAACUCAAAGCGAAGCUCUAAAUAAUAACAAUGGCCGACGCCGAGAACUCAUCAGCAGAAGCCAGUGCGUGUUCUUCACCUCCUCAAGCUUCAUCAAUGCCACCUCCGCCUAUCAAGAAGAAGCGCAAUCUCCCCGGAAUGCCAGAUCCAGAUGCUCAAGUGAUUGCGCUGUCGCCUAAAACGCUACAGGCUACCAACAGAUUCGUGUGCGAGAUUUGCAGUAAAGGAUUUCAGAGAGAUCAGAAUCUGCAGCUUCAUCGGAGAGGUCAUAACUUGCCGUGGAAGCUCAAGCAGAGAAGCAGCCAGGAGAUUAAGAAGCGUGUUUACGUCUGCCCCGAAGCCACCUGUGUCCACCACGAUCCCUCACGGGCGCUUGGGGAUCUUACGGGAAUUAAGAAGCAUUUUAGUCGAAAACACGGGGAGAAGAAGCAUAAGUGUGAGAGGUGUUUAAAGAAGUACGCCGUGCAUUCGGAUUGGAAAGCCCAUGUCAAGACUUGCGGUUCUAGAGAGUAUCGAUGUGAUUGCGGAACUUUGUUUUCUAGGAGAGAUAGCUUCAUUACACAUAGAGCAUUUUGUGAUAUUUUAGCUCAGGAAGCGGCUAAAUCUCAGCCAUCCACCACCGCUGAAGAUGCUGAUGCUGUCAAAGAUGAUGAGGUUCCGCGGUUGAAUCCUAUUGCUCAAGAUGCUGAUGCUAUGAAAGAUAUUGAAGCGGUUCCGCUGUUGAACCCGCCUCCGUUGCCAUCGAGUCCGCUGCUGCCUAAUACACCCACAACCGGAGUCUUAUCUCCAUCGAGUCCGCUGCCGCCUAAUACACCCACAACCGGAGUCUUAUCUCCUGUUCUGUCGAUUCAGAGUUCAGAGAUACAGGAUAAUCCUAGUGGGGUUUUGCAACCACCACCUGACACCACGAGUGCAAGUGGCUCCUCCACCACCAGCAGUGGCAAAGUAAGUAAUAGCAGCGGCGUAUUUGCGAGUAUAUUUGCAUCAUCAACAACAGCUCCAGUGGCGGUCUCUAAAUCCCCACAACCACCAUCUUCGUACACUGACUCCCUAUGUGUCAUGCCUGGUUCUGACCGAACUCCCUCGGAAUUCAUCUCACUUUCCCUGUCAUCGUCCCUAUAUUUUUCAAGCACUUCCUCACCUUUAUUCCCAGCUUCAUCCCAGUGUCUGUACACGGCAUCAUCACAACCAGCAUUAUCGGCGACUGCAUUGCUACAAAAAGCAGCUCAAAUGGGUUCAACCUCAUCGAGUUCCUCGUUCCUUCGUGGCCUUGGAUUAUCAAUGUCAUCAGGUCCAGCGGACCCCCAAGAUGACAUGAUGGCCUCACCUACAACGCAAUGGAAUGGAGGCAGUACAAUGAACAAGAGCAAUAACCAUCCACUGGCCGCUGACCUUGGACUGGGAUUUUCUUCCGAUACUAGGGGUUCGCACUUGACGAGCCUCAUGUUGGGUGGCUCAUCAUCUUUGUAUGGAAAUAAACCGACAACUCUUGAUCUGCUCGGGCUUGGAAUAGGAGGAGGUGGUGCGCUUUCCUCCAAUGGGUACUCAUCGUUCUACAGUUCCAUCAGAGGUGGGCUCGAUGCUCCAUAUGGAGAUGUGAACUCUGCUGGAGAAACUUGGGAUGAUGCUUCAGAUAGGAAGCCAACAUUCCUCUAGUGGAUGCGGGUAUUAACUUUUUGUUGCCUUCCUGUGCUGCCUGCUAGUGUAGACUAAGCACGUCUGCUGAGGGUUCAUUUUGUUAAAUCUGCUAGCAGUACAUUAUCGAAAUUGUGAAUUGUAGAAAGAAUGGAAGGGCAAAACAGAAUUAGGGGUGAGUGGUCUUGUUUAUAGUCAUAAGUUGUAUGUUUGAGCAGCAGUUAGAGAAUGAGAUUAAGUAGGUGUGUUGUGUACUUGUGUUGCGUUAAGUGAUUCCAGCUCUCUAUUCACUUUUCAGCUUGAGUUGUUAGUUUUUUUGUUGCAAGAGGAUAUGCAUAAUGCAUAAUGUUGAUGACUGA